AGAACGUUUUAUUUGUGAAUCGAAUUUAAUAAGAAGAAGAAUACACUAUUUUGGUUGUUUUUAUUUCUUUUGAUUCCACAUUACUGCAAAGAAUUUUGAUUCUUUAUAAUAUGGCGGGCGAAGUAACUGUAGAUGCUUUACCAUACAUUGAUCAAGGCUAUGAUGAUGCAGGAGUUCGAGAAUCGGCACUUGCUAUGGUGGAGGAAGAAUGCCGGCGUUAUAGGCCCACAAAAAACUAUCUUGAUCAUUUAUCACCUUUAAGUGCAAAUGCUUUUGAAACCGAAUUAAUGGCCAAUGAAUUUGAGCGUAUACAAAAUCGUCAACCAAUGGAAACUCUAAGCAUGAAACGGUACGAAUUGCCACCACCACCGUCGGGCAAACUAUCGGAAGUAAGCGCUUGGCAAGAAUCUAUAGAAAAUUCAAUGGCACAAUUAGAACAUCAAUGGGUGCGUGCAAUGAACUUGGAAUUAAUGCUUGUUUAUGGGAUAGAGUCGUGGAAAGCGUAUUUAGAAGUUAUAGCCGCCUUACAGGCUAAAACGUUGGCACAAUUGCAGGAAUCAAAGAAGCAAAUACAAGACAUUAACUGGCAUCGUAAGCAGGCACAAACACAAGCCGGAGAAAAGUUAAAGUCAUUAGAGGCGAAUUGGGUAUUGUUGGUAUCUAAAAAUUACGAAAUUGAGCAAAAGUGUGCAGAGUUAGAAGAACAAUUGCAAAAAGCACACAUGGAAAUUGAGAGGCUGAAAACACAAAAGAACAACACCCUUACCAAUGGAGAUACUUAAAUGGGAUAAAUAAUAUUUAUAUAACGUAACUAGACAUAAUAAAUAAAAUAAAAGGGAUUUGUUCGUAUAAAAUA
Messenger RNA from Zeugodacus cucurbitae (melon fly), 856 nucleotides. It is a transcript of the gene BCAS2, whose product is annotated as pre-mRNA-splicing factor SPF27. Lineage: Eukaryota; Metazoa; Arthropoda; Insecta; Diptera; Tephritidae. The transcript is spliced from 2 exons. Gene Ontology annotation, cellular component: precatalytic spliceosome; catalytic step 2 spliceosome; Prp19 complex. Gene Ontology annotation, biological process: mRNA processing. The record is from RefSeq and is a predicted model, not a curated record. The coding region runs from base 111 to 782 and encodes 223 amino acids.